AUGACCCGCAUUGACCUUCAAAUAAUUUCCGGUCUUCACCUCGAAACCCACCCCUCCUAUGCUUCCUACACGUUCCCCCAAACAGCCCCCAACCUCGCCCUCCUCGGUGACAUCGGCCAUGUGGAAGACCCUCAACUCUUCACCUUCCUUGAAGACCAACUCAGCCGCUACUCAAUCGUCUUCUACCUCCUUGGCAAUCAUGAUCCAUACCAUAUGUCGUUUCAGCUGGCGAGGAAGAAAAUGCGGGUAUUUCAAGCAAAUGUGGAUAAACGCAAGAUCAUGCUGGGGAAGUUUGUCUUUCUCGAUCAGACGAGGUUCGACUUCAGCGAUGGAAUUACGAUCCUAGGAUGCACGCUAUUCUCGCAUGUCCCUCUGCACCAAGAGUUUGCUGUUGAAAGCCGGAUGGUGGAUUUCAGGGAUAUUCUACGGUGGAAUGUGGGUGAGCAUAAUGCUGCACAUGAGUCGGACCUCAAUUGGCUUGAUGAUCAGGUUGGUCGAAUGGCUGUGGACGAGCCGCAUCGACGGAUCGUGAUUCUUUCACACCACAGCCCUAGCACGGAUCCGAGUAGUAGGGAUCCCAGACAUGAAGGAAGUGAGGUCUCGAGUGGGUUUGCUACGGACCUGAGUGAUAAGGAGUGCUGGAGGGCGUCUAAUGUUGUGGCGUGGGCGUUUGGACAUACGCAUUACAACUGUGAGUUCAGAGAUAAGGGUGGGAAGAUUAUCAUGACGAAUCAGAAGGGGUAUUAUGUGUACCCGAAUAAGACGUUCAAUGCUGGCCGUGUGUUCACGGUUGGCGAAUAG
Aspergillus ruber CBS 135680 is the source of this 801-nucleotide messenger RNA. RefSeq names its product ser/Thr protein phosphatase. Gene Ontology annotation, molecular function: hydrolase activity. Bases 1 to 801 code for a protein of 266 amino acids. NCBI's taxonomy places the organism in Eukaryota, Fungi, Ascomycota, Eurotiomycetes, Eurotiales, Aspergillaceae. The transcript has a single exon. The record is from RefSeq and is a predicted model, not a curated record.